GUCCUGAAAGCUGACUUCCUCCUCCCCUUCAGUCUUGGCAGGUGUACCGGCUCCUCCCCUUCAGUCUUGGCAGGUGUACCGGCUCCUCCCCUUCAGUCUUGGCAGGUGUACCGGCUCCGGCUCCUCCCCUUCAGUCUUGGCAGGUGUACCGGCUCCUCCCCUUCAGUCUUGGCAGGUGUACCGGCUCCUCCCCUUCAGUCUUGCACAGGUGUACCGGCUCCUCCCCUUCAGUCUUGCACAGGUGUACCGGCUCCUCCCCUUCAGUCUUGCACAGGUGUACCGGCUCCUCCCCCUUCAGUCUUGCACAGGUGUACCGGCUCCUCCCCUUCAGUCUUGCACAGGUGUUGUACCAGCUCCUCCCUUCAGUCUUGCGCAGGUGUACCGGCUCCUCCCCUCAGUACAGACCUCCCCUUCCACGGUACAGACCAACCUCCCCAAAACAUAACACACCUGUACAGACCCCUCAACUCUUCAGUACUUAGACAGUCACCCCUCCCCAGUACAGACCCCUCGGAACAGUUACCCCCCAGUACAGACCCCCCCCCCUAGAAUCCCCAGUACAGAAUUCCAACUAUGUCUCUACUGGGGGGGGUUGUACUGAAGAGGAGUUGACUG
Molecule: messenger RNA, 615 nt
Organism: Staurois parvus
Lineage: Eukaryota; Metazoa; Chordata; Amphibia; Anura; Ranidae
Source: the annotation of a GenBank genome assembly